CACACUUUACUGCCAGUGCCAACACUUCCAUGGCGUCAUCGGCGCCGGCGGGCUCCGUGCACACGGUCUUUUCCGCCGAGUGCAACCCGAUGUUCGACUGGCACUCGGUGGCCCUCUUUCACUCGCACCGGACGUCGGGCCAGCCGGGUGGCAUCACUCGCCUCCUCGCGUGCGACAAAGAGGCGCUCGCAAGCUACCGUGGCCUGGACAUCGGCCCGACCUUCGUGCACCCCAACCUGCGGCACUGGGCCGGUCACAACUACGCGGCGCUCAACAAGCCCGGCUCGGUCAAGGCCUGGCUCGAGUCGGGAGAGGUGCCGGAGAGCGUCGAGUAUGUCUUGUUCAUCGACGCCGACAUGCUCAUCAACCGGCCGCUAAUUCCCGCCGAGGUUGGCGCGAGGCGCGGCACCGUCGUCUCUGCGCCCUACGACUACCUCGUCGGCACCGCGCAGGGCCUCGCCGACCUCUUCAACGUCUCCAACCAGCAGAUGAUGGCGCGCUGCGGAGGCAUGCACCUCUUCCACCUCGAUGACCUGCGCCGGAUCGCCCCGCUCUGGCUCGAGUACACCCAGCGGGUCCGUGUCUUCGCCUGCGAGCAGCCAAAGCGCUUCUACGAGCUGGCGUCGCCGCCCGCGCAAGGCGGCGAGGUCGGGAACGGGCGGCGGCGCCAGUUCAUGUGGAUGGUCGAGAUGUACGGAUAUGUCUUUGGAGCCGCCGAGGCGGGCGUGCCGCACCACAAGAUCUCGACCGAGAUGAUGGGGUACGUCGGCAUGGUUGGCGUGGCGCCCGGCUCCUUCAUCCUGCACUACGGACUUGACUGGAAGCU
This is a messenger RNA of Emiliania huxleyi CCMP1516, 826 nucleotides long. RefSeq lists its product as hypothetical. Gene Ontology annotation, molecular function: glycosyltransferase activity. NCBI's taxonomy places the organism in Eukaryota, Haptophyta, Isochrysidales, Noelaerhabdaceae. The annotation marks the transcript as partial. The record is from RefSeq and is a predicted model, not a curated record. The transcript has 6 exons.